AUGGCACUGUGGCCGCUGCGGGUCUAUUCCCGCAAGAAGAGGGCGGGCCAGAGGCUCAACCUGACGCCGGCGCCGGACCGAGGCCCGCCCGAGGCGGCAGAGGCCCUCCCGGGCCGCAGAGGACAUGGCAGAGCCCCGGGGCUGCGGAAGAUCGCCGAGAAGGCCGAGCACAGCGGGCAGGGCGGGCGCAGCUCGGGGCUGCCCAGCUCUCACUUAGGAGUUUCAGGAGAGAAGAGCCUGCGAGAAAGUAGCACUAGUGAAGAGGAGACUGAGGAUGAGAAGAUGGCUCCAUGGAGCGAUUCAAUGGCUGAUGAUCUCCAGGUUGACAGUUCAUCAGCUAGUGAACUAGUAUCAGGAUCAAGUUUGCAGCAUGAUAUUUCUAGCUCUCUUCUAAGCUAUUCAAUCACAGAUUCUUCUACAGAAUGCAAGGGUUUUGAAGAGAAUUUAAGUAGCUUUCCAUCACCUGAACUCUUCAGAGGAUCAGAUUAUUUAGAUUGGGAGCAUCCCAAGUUGGAAGAAUACAUGCAAUGCAAAAAUUCUACUCUUCUGGAUACCAGUAAAGCAGUAGCAAUAGAGAAUGCACCACAGUUUUCAAACCUCUCUGCAAUUUUAGAUAAUGCAGCUUGUGAAGUACUUGCUGAGAAAACUUACCCUUUAACAUCUGAAAAAACAAAGAAAAAAAACACAAAUCCCACUAUUUCUGAUAAGAAAAACAGAGGCCUGUUAACAAGUACUCCAACUUCGCAAACAGCUGAUUUAGAGAUUGAUCUGUCCUCAGUACAAAAAUCAUCUUUCGAGGAACUAGUUCCAAAUGUCAGCAGCUGUGUUAAUUCAGAUGAAAUUGUUCCUGUGUCAAGUUCCCAAGAAAAUUCUUCAAAUGAGGUUCCUUUAAAUAAAUCAAAAAUAUGUUGUAUUAUUAGAGCAUCACCAGGAACUAGACAAUUGAAAAGUAAAGGUGUUAUUGUAAAGAAGAAGAAAUAUUCUCUUCCUAAAGAUAUUCCUCAAGAUAUUAUAAUAAAAACAAAUGGCAGGAUGUAG
Molecule: messenger RNA, 1038 nt
Organism: Pipistrellus nathusii (Nathusius's pipistrelle)
Lineage: Eukaryota; Metazoa; Chordata; Mammalia; Chiroptera; Vespertilionidae
Source: the annotation of a GenBank genome assembly